Molecule: messenger RNA, 762 nt
Organism: Wallemia ichthyophaga EXF-994
Lineage: Eukaryota; Fungi; Basidiomycota; Wallemiomycetes; Wallemiales; Wallemiaceae
Exons: 1
Coding region: 1-762 (253 amino acids)
Source: RefSeq, a predicted model, not a curated record
AUGCUCGUCGAGAAGAAGCCAUGGAAGAAGAAAUACAAGAACCAGGAGACGAUAUUCUUUAUAGUGAAUCCAUUCCCGCCACUGGAGCAGGACAAUCAUCCAGGCGAUCGCAAAUUGUGGGCAGAGAAUGAAUUGUGCGACUGGCUAAGUAAAUUUCUGCACACGGAUUCAAUAAGCUGUAUAAAAUUCCCUGAAUGGGGUCCACUCAAUGUGAUACUCGUCUACGUGCUAAUGGACAGUCCCGAAGCGAUUGAAAAGUACGAAGGUGUCCACCAAUGGCAGAACUUGCUAGCGCGCGCAGACCAAAGUGAAGAACUUGCAAAGCUAGCGCGUAAAUGUGAUAAACGGAUGUACUCGCUCGUCUACGCUCAUUUCGAUAGUAAGGAGUUCAAAAAGGAAAUCAAUCGCUUGGAACAUUCUGUCAAGUGGAUCAGCGUAGGUACACAAAAUAUCACUAAACAUCUCAAAUUUCAUCUUAGAGGCGCUUCCAAUUUGCGUGAUCCACGUCGUCGUAAUCAGAAAUUGGAAUAUCCACUGCCUGAAAUACCCAGCAAGCUUGAUAAAAAAUCUAUACAGGUUGGUAGCAACUAUUUCAAUGUGUGGUGGGUUUAUAAUCACGUCAAGGUUGAAUUGAUCGACGAUGAGGAUGAUCCGACUAGCAGGAAGCGUAAGGCGGACGAGAUUGGCGAUAUCAAGGAGGAGGGUGAUGAGGAUGAUCAUGGGGGUGUACACGACAAACUCAAGUUGCUUAAAGAGGAUUGA